This is a messenger RNA of Somion occarium, 1146 nucleotides long. The record is from the annotation of a GenBank genome assembly. NCBI's taxonomy places the organism in Eukaryota, Fungi, Basidiomycota, Agaricomycetes, Polyporales, Cerrenaceae.
GAGGCUAGUCGCUGCGGCAGGCACUGGAUUGCACCGCUUGGCCUGUGUGGGAAUAGCUACGUCACGGAGUGCUUGCCUUUCUGGGAUUGCCAUCUUCUUAGCCAUCCUCAGCAUUCAUCGCCUCUUGUCCUCUAGACAAUGCCUCGUGCGAUCAUCUCUCCUUCCGUCCUCGCUUCCGACUUCGGGCACCUCAAUGCGGAAUGUAAACGGAUGAUCAAGAACGGUGCAGAAUGGCUGCAUAUGGAUGUCAUGGAUGGGCAUAAGUCACUUCGUGCCUAACAUCACCAUGGGUGCACCGAUCCUGUCAUGCGUGUCUAAAGGCGUCCCAGGCAUUUUCAUGGACUGCCAUAUGAUGGUAGCGCACCCAGAAAGAUGGGUCAACGACAUCGCAGACGCAGGCGGUUCCCUGUACUGCUUCCAUCUAGAGGCUACUUCCGAACCUCUACUUCUCAUCGACGCCAUUCAUGAGCGGAACAUGAAGGCCGGCGUGGCAAUCUCUCCCGAUACACCCUCAACAGCCAUUACGGACGAAGUUGCAGAUGCUGCGGACAUGCUCCUCGUAAUGACAGUAUACCCUGGUCGUGGUGGACAGAGAUUUUUGGACCGCUGUGUACCAAAGGUCUCAGAACUCCGUGCCCGGUUUCCCCACAAAGAUAUCGAAGUCGACGGAGGCGUAGGCCCGAAGACGAUUGGUCCCUGCGCAGACGCCGGGAGCAAUGUCAUUGUGGCUGGAACAGCCAUCUUUGGCGCUGAAAAACCAGAAGAGGUCAUCGCGCUAUUGAAGUCAACAGUAGAGACUGCACAGGCGAAGGCGGCUGGCCGCUCUUAAGUCCUAACCUCCUACCGCGCAUUCACCGAGAAUCGGCCAUACCACCUGCACACAGAUACUCGAUAGAUUCAGAAUGAAAUGUAUGUACCAAUAUAACCAAAUGACAACUAAAAGGUUCGACAUCACAUGUGCAUCCUGUAUCAUGAUCAUUGGAUAUGGUGGGUAUAAGAUGGGAAUGGGGGCAACAACAUGAUGAUGAGUAUCAUAAGGAUUCAUGUCACGGUGCUACAGCCAUGGGCAGCAGGAGUGGUAGCUAUCGUUAUCUUUAGAAGAGAGUUUGAGAUGUAUCGAUACGAAUAUAUGGUGUGUGAUAAUCC